Bacillus rossius redtenbacheri is the source of this 1043-nucleotide messenger RNA. RefSeq names its product large ribosomal subunit protein eL8 (gene RpL7A). The transcript is spliced from 6 exons. Gene Ontology annotation, cellular component: cytosolic large ribosomal subunit. Gene Ontology annotation, biological process: ribosome biogenesis; maturation of LSU-rRNA. Gene Ontology annotation, molecular function: RNA binding. NCBI's taxonomy places the organism in Eukaryota, Metazoa, Arthropoda, Insecta, Phasmatodea, Bacillidae. The record is from RefSeq and is a predicted model, not a curated record. The coding region runs from base 193 to 1002 and encodes 269 amino acids.
AUCGUUCUAAAUUGUAUUUCCUAUGGCUAAAUGAGUACCCCCCAAGGCCAAUAAACGUGAACAAGAAGAAGAAAUAGUAUUUCCUUUUUCCGGAAAUGAAGUGUGGUGGUUCUCGUUAUGUGCUGUUAGGUUAUUGUUUUUAAAGGAGAUCUGUAAUUUAUCUUACCAUCAUUUGAACUUUCGAGGUGCAACAUGGUUCAAAAAAAGCCCAAGAAGAAGGUGGGCAAGAAGGUAGCGGCAGCCCCUCUUGCUGUCAAGAAGCCAGAGCCUAAGAAAAUCAAGAACCCUUUGUUUGAGAAGCGACCAAGGAAUUUUGGCAUUGGCCAGGACAUCCAGCCUUCCAGGGAUCUGAGCAGGUUCGUGCGUUGGCCCAAGUACAUCCGCGUGCAGCGCCAGAAGGCUGUGCUGCAGAAGAGACUGAAGGUGCCUCCACCCAUCAACCAGUUCACACAGACACUGGACAAGCAGACAGCCACUGCCUUGUUCAAGAUCUUGGAGAAGUACCGGCCGGAGACGCCGCAGGCCAAAAAGGGUCGUCUGAAGGCACGCGCUAUCAAAAUCGCCAAGAAGGAGGAGGUGCCUCCGCCCACCAAGAGGCCCAAUGUCAUUCGCCAGGGUACCAAUACUGUCACCAGACUCGUUGAACAGAAAAAGGCCCAGAUAGUUGUCAUUGCACACGAUGUAGACCCUAUUGAGCUGGUGUUGUUCCUGCCAGCGCUGUGCCGCAAGAUGGGUGUGCCGUACUGCAUCGUGAAGGGCAAGGCACGUCUCGGGCUGCUGACUCGGCGCAAGACCUGCACUGCCAUCGCGCUCACCCAGGUAGACGCAGGGGAUCGCGCAAGCUUCACAAAGGUGCUGGAAGCAGUCAAGACCAACUUCAACGAGCGGUAUGACGAGAUCAAGAGGCACUGGGGCGGUGGGCUGCUGGGCUCUAAGUCUGCUGCUCGCAUCGCCAAGAUCGAGAAGGCAAAGGCUCGCGAGCUGGCCCAGAAGCAGGGCUAGGGUCAACCCUUUCUCUUUUGCAAUAAAGUUACUGAAGUACC